Hemicordylus capensis (graceful crag lizard) is the source of this 2308-nucleotide messenger RNA. It is a transcript of the gene ERICH6, whose product is annotated as glutamate rich 6. The coding region runs from base 230 to 2302 and encodes 690 amino acids. The record is from RefSeq and is a predicted model, not a curated record. NCBI's taxonomy places the organism in Eukaryota, Metazoa, Chordata, Lepidosauria, Squamata, Cordylidae. The transcript is spliced from 18 exons.
CGCUGCAUAAACAACUCUGCAGCGGGCGCACUCGCCGCCUGCAAGGAUGCGAGCCGUAGCCUCUUCUGUUCUGUCGAACGGUUUCCCUAGCGACUAGAACGCAAAACAUUUUACGUCAGAGAGAGCAAAAGAACGUUGCUUCUGUAAGCGUUCUCUGGGGUUUAAAGGGGCCGCAGUCCGCGCACGAUGCGCUUGCAAGGAGGGAUUCUUCGGUGCCGCACACCGCAUUAUGGAAGACGCUUCCGGAAACCCGGGGAAGGAGAGCGAUGAAGCCGAGGACCUAGAGACCAAAGUGUUUGGACAUGAGAACUCACCCCCAACAACUGAUACUGCAGGCAGGGCACCUGAAGAUGGUAAGGCAAAUCCAGAGUAUGGUGGCAACAAAAAGGAGGGAGAGAUGGAAGUGGAGGAGCCAGACACAGGCACCGGUAAAGAGAUGCAAUUGGAGGAGGCCACAGAGAAGCCAGACACAGGCACUGGUUCCGAACUUCCUCCAGGAAGAGUUCAAAGCAGAACUUCCAGAUCUUCAGAUAGGUCUUCCUAUAAAGAGAUUCAGGAGGAGGAGGCAAAAGGCAGUCCAGAGCCAGAAGAAGAGAUUGCCCCUCCUGAAGAAGUGACUGAGCCACCCUCUCCAGAAGCCACCACAGCACCAUCACCAAGGACAGCAGGAACCAAAGGCUAUCCUAGCAUAUUGGGAGGCGUCAGGAGAGAAAGUUCUUCUACCAUAUACAAGUUAAGCAGAGAGGCAUUGGAUACCGUUGCUGCUGAUGCACUUCAGAAAGGAAUAUCUGUUGCAAUGCAGACAGAUAGAAGCUGGAUUUAUGACCAGAUCUUCAAGAAAAAGGCUCCGAAGUUCAAAAGGCAAAGGAUUCCUCCUGAAAAUGAUAUCUAUGCUGUCCUGUCCCAAGACCUCAGCAGUUUAGAGAUUUUGUGCGACAUGGAGUUUAAAGAAGACUUCUUAAAGCUGUUUCAAGAAUCGCUGCACACCCUUUCCAGUGUUGGGCCACCAACUAUUCUAGCAUACAGACGGGAAUCCUCAAGAAAAGACUUGGAGAUAGCGAUCGAACGGGACUAUCAAGCGACUUGCCAGUACUGUGGCAGCCCACUGCGAGACAUUCCUUCAUUUGAAAGCCUAGAGGAAUUAGCAGACUAUGGACCUCUUUUCUGUUGCCAGCACUGCAGAGAUCUGCAUGAGUUCCUUGUGAAUGAAAGAAGGCGCUAUGCAAAGCAAGACUUGGAGCAGAUUGCUAUUGCCCCUCAUAAGGCACACGGAAGCAAGGCUGAGAGGGAACAAGCCAAGGAAAAAGCCCGCCAGAGAAUGCGAGAGAGACAAAUGGCAAGACAGUUUGCCUAUGCAGCAACAGAGCAAGAAAAGGAAACUGUUCCAGUCCAUAGCAUGAUUGAAUAUAAUAAGCAACUGAGAACAAUUUCAUACUCUAUGGCCCAAAUGUCACCUUCUUUAACUAGCUGGACAAAGAUUCCCCUCUCUGCAGUUGAAAAACAAGCGAGCGAAGAUAUUACUUACAACAUCUCUUGCUGUGAUUUCACCAUUGCUGGUGGAAAGCUACUGAAAAAUCAGUUCCUGCAGCAAUACUACAAAAACGGCGUCAAAUUUCUCACAAUCUUUCCAGAUGGAUCUGCACAAAUAUUCUAUCCUUCUGGAAAUUUGGCCAUUAUCGUUGUACAAAAGAAGGAAAAUACAGGCUACAUUUGUAUAGUACAAGAAGACCGACCUGAGAAUCCAGACAUUCAAGGCGUGUUUGAAUCCUCCGGGAAAGGAACUUGCUAUCAUCCAAAUGGAAUUGUAUGGAUAAAUAUUACAAUUCGAGGAGGACAUUACUCGGACCAGGAUGGCAACAGAGUGAGAACAUGGAUUUGGCCUAAUCAUUUGCAUAAGCGGAGUCCCACAGUAGAAUUUAAACCUGUCUUUCUAUCCUUGAACCUGAAUGUCGGUGUCAGAAUACUGGGACAAGACAAAAUAGCCAUUUCUUUUCUUGCAAUGGGGAAACAAGCAAGAAUCAACGUAGGAACAAAAGUGGAGCCCUCUGCAGAUCAUCAUCCAUUGCCAAAACAUGUGUCUGAAGAAGACCUCUUGCUGUUUGCCUGCAGAAUCAAGAUUCUCAAAAUCUUUGAUAGACUGCAUGGAUGUUUGGAAUUUCCCACCAACGAUCGGUGGACUAAACUCGAAACCCCUUCGUAUCUCUCAAAAAAGAGUUUGCAGUUGAUGUACCUUUGCAGAGAAUGUGAAGUAAAUUCUGCUCUGGAUGGUUUAAUCACAGCAAUAGUAAAUUCACCAACUUGAUGAGCA